Molecule: messenger RNA, 4514 nt
Organism: Anopheles gambiae (African malaria mosquito)
Lineage: Eukaryota; Metazoa; Arthropoda; Insecta; Diptera; Culicidae
Product: protein toll
Exons: 5
Coding region: 392-3481 (1029 amino acids)
Biological process (GO): toll-like receptor signaling pathway; immune response
Cellular component (GO): membrane
Molecular function (GO): protein binding; transmembrane signaling receptor activity
Source: RefSeq, a predicted model, not a curated record
AGUGCUUAUUGCGAUCCGGCCUAGAACGCACGACAUUCUACUUUCUUUGUAUUGAUGAGCCGGUUUGCUGUAAACAAAUCAUCCUGGAUCAAUUUAAACCUGUUUCUCUCUGCGUUCUUUUCGAUCCAGUCUAGAACGCACGAUCAUCUGCUCUCUUUCAUACGAUGGGCCGAUUUGUAUGGACACACACACAUUCUUUCUAUAUGAGUGAUAACAGCGCAAGCCAUACUCUCUCAGUCCAAGAGAUAACGGUACAACACCUGAGCCGUGAAGCCAGAGAAGGAUAGAGAUUUGUGAUUGGUGGGAAGCUAAUCGCCAAAAUUUAAAGAGACAAUCCUGCACUGGCGAUAACUUAAUAGAAAACAUCGCGCUUCAUCUCCUAACCUUUACGAUGAUCCUAGUUUGGAUGUACUGCCUGAUGGUCUUACUGGCAGCACACACCAGUGCCUAUGACCAGUGCACCGCAACAAAAAAGAAUGAAACUAUCUCGAUUUGGGAAUGUCCAAGAAUGAAAAUUAAGAUUACGUAUGUCAACGUAAUCCAACACCUGUCAGUGGCAUGUUCCGAUAAACCCAAUUUUGAGCUGCUUCGAGACUAUCCUGAACUACGCCGCCUCACGUUCAAGAUACUGGUCUAUAGGUACUGCCCCCUUCCAGUCGGCAAUCAGUCGCUUGUGGAGCUGCUUUCGGUCUUUCUCAACCGCACCCAACUGUCAUCCAUCAGAUCGAUAGCUUUCGAUGACAAUGCGAAACAUUCCAACAAAGUAACGCUUGAUCCGCAUCUAUUUUCCGGACUUCAAAAUCUACAACUUCUAAAGAUCAAUAAUCUUACUACGAACGCGUUCGAUAAUCCACACCUGUUCAAGCACUUUCUUCAUUUAAAUAAUCUCAUCAUUACGAGUAACAAAUGUAUUCCUGGAAAAUGUUCACACCAACUAAAGCAACUAGAGACAUUUUCCAUAGAAGAUUCUGAGAUUUCAAUAAUUCCAAUCGAAUUGGUUUCCAAUCUAACUCAUCUUCAAAGUUUGAGUUUUCGCAAUAAUAGCCUCAAGCAAGUCGAACGGUUUGCUAUGCUAUCGAGUUUGACUCAUCUCAACUUCGGUUAUAACCAACUGGUAUCACUACAUAAUGACGUGUUUUAUGGAUUGCCAAAACUCGAAGGACUUGACCUGUCAUCAAAUAAACUAACCAGACUAUCCGCCGAGUUGUUCGGAAAGAACAAGAACCUGAUGGACUUUCUGGCAGAUAAUCAGCAUAGUUCCGGACUUGUACUAGAAGAUAAACUUUUCGCAGGGCUAAUAAUGCUUCAGAAAGUGUCUGUAUCAAACUGUAACAUAACAGUGUUACCAGAAAAACUCUUCGCUGGAGCCACCGAGAUUCAAAUUAUCAAUCUCAGUAACAACAAGCUUCGAAGUCUGCCAGAGAAUUUGUUUCGUAAUUUGUCCAACUUGGUAGAACUUAAUUUACAGAAAAACAAAUUAAAAAGCAUGUUGCCAGAUACCUUGUUGGCAGAUGCCGCUCAGCUACAAACUCUUAAUCUUUGCCAUAACAAACUAACCACGGUGAACAAGCAUCUACUGCAAUCUUUAGGCAAUUUGAGCAAGUUACAGCUUAGCCAUAACCUGUUGUAUUUGAUCGAUGUGGAUGCGUUCAAGUCUCAGUCGAAGUCUCUAACAUCGCUAAAGCUCGAUCACAACCGACUUACAUUGCAUGCAAAGAACAAUGGUGCCACUUUUGGCAAUACGGAAAUCAACAGUUCAUCCUGGGUCCUUUUUAGCACUUUGCACAAAGUUAGACGUCUGGAUCUUUCGUACAAUGCAAUCGACCACUUAUUUGUACCGUUUCAAAAUUUCAUGGAAAGCCUCCACACGCUUAUCCUGUCGCAUAACUUGAUCACACAUAUUGGCUAUGCAGAACUCUCAUUUCUUUUUAACCUUGAGGGGGUCAACUUGAAGUCAAAUAAGAUAGCCCAUCUCGACUUCAACCUUACCUCCAUUCCAUCGCACCAUCUCUUCAAUGGUCCAAUCCAGCUAAAUGAUAAUCCAUUUAACUGUGACUGCAUGUCCUACCCGCUAGUAACAUAUCUUAAAGCAGAAUCGUACUCCAGUAAAUCCGACAUGCUAGAGGGACUUCAAUGCGCUCAGCCGUUAAAACUGCUUGGACUCCAACUGCAAGACGUGCAACUGGAGGAUCUUAUUUGUGCCAUCGAUGCUUCCUCUGGAUUCUGUCCAGCUGAGUGUAAAUGCUACAAACGGGCCGUGGAUCAGUGUGCCAUUGUAAACUGCACCGCGUCUAACCUUACCCGCGUGCCCGUCAUCCACAGUCCCUCGAUCAUCGAGUGCAAUUUUAUCGAGCUGCAUCUGGCACAGAAUAAUAUCCGUUACCUAUCCAACGAGGGUGAAGGAUGGAAUUCCGUUCGUUGGCUUAACGUAUCAAACAAUAGGCUUAUCGCUCUGUCUGCAGAAAGUCUGCCCAAAAACCUUGAGCUACUCGAUGUAUCUGGCAACCAAUUAACUGAGAUUGAUGCGGUCUUCAUACAGAAGCUCAAGUCUUCCACCCUGCUUAACAUCACCCUGUCGUCAAAUCCUUGGAAGUGUGACUGUGCAAACCCACUGCUUACAUUUGCAGUUGAUAAUGCAGCGCGCAUUACCGAUUACGUUGUCCUUCAGUGCAUUGACGGACAACCGAUAAACUCGGCUACACUGAAAGAGCUGUGUGCGUGGUUAACAUUAUUUCGUUUGUAUAUCGUUAGCGCAGCAGUUGCGGUGGCGUUUAUUGGCUGCAUACUCACCAUAUGGUUGUACGUUAAAUAUAACCUAGAGAUCAAAGUGUGGCUCUUCAAGCAUAAUUUGCUACAGUGGUUUGCCACGGAGGAACAAAUUGAUAUGAAUAAGAGGUACGACGCAUUCAUCUCGUACUCACACAAGGAUGAGGAGUUCGUCACAAAGGAACUGUUGCCGAAGCUCGAGAGCGAAGAGCUCAACUUCAAAAUCUGCUGGCACGUGCGUGACUUUAUGCCGGGGGAGAUGAUCGCCAACGAGAUUACGAAAGCUGUUGAAGAAUCGCGACGCACGAUUAUCAUCCUCUCGCUCAAUUACCUCGAGUCAGUUUGGGGCCAAAUUGAGUUUAGCACCGCGUACUUACAGUCGUUGGCGGACAAGUGCAACCGCGUCAUUCCCAUCAUUUAUCAAGAUAUUGGCGAUAUCGAACAACUUGAUCCACAGCUCCAGGCGUACCUAAAGACCAACACGUACGUCCGCUGGGACGAUCCGUGGUUCUGGGAGAAGUUGCACUACGCCAUGCCUCAUAAGCGUCGAUUGAAGGGUGUGCAGGGAACCGACAACAUGUGCAUGGAAUCCGUGGACAAACGAAAUCCACUAAAAACACCAACCACCACUACACUGCCCAUCAACGUGGUUGAAAAAGACGAUGCCAACAGUGUAGGGACGGGUAUUUCGGUUAUUUCAAGUGAACGUGAAUGAACUGAGCUGUUCAUCACUGAUCUUUCGUAGUUUAACAUACAGCGAUACUUGUAGAGAGGCGGAUUAUCAGAAACCUAGGCGGUUAGAAGAGUUGAGGCCCCUUGUGUUCGUCUAGCCAUACUCGAUAAUCUGGAAACAAUAAACAUACUCGACAAAUGAUCCCCGGAGCCCGCCAAGUCCACCCACCGUUAGAUCCACCAUUGCAUAAAGAGUUCAUGAAUCGGUACACUAUUCGAAAGAAUCGGUAGAACUACAGAUCGGGUGGCUUAGUCGCCUGAACAAUAAGCCAAGGUCGAUUAUUGUAGCAAAUAUCUAUUAUUUGACGCUAGAACGCAUCGAGCUUACAGGGUUUCACACUUUAUCUCAAGACCGCGGGACCCCUUCCCGAAUCUGUCUUAGUCAAUGCCAAGACUGCGGUAUGAUGCUUGAAAUCGUUGAUGAUACCUGAAUUCUUCGGAUGCAAUGCUGAUUCUGCGGCACAUUUCUCGAACACACUGUUCCGCACCGAGGACAUGCGGUCGAAUAUUUUUUUACACAUAUAACCUUUGUGUACAUCAGUGUACUGGAAAUCUCCCAUUUCUUGUUUUACAUAUAAAUUUGCGAAUAUUUAAAGAUUUUUUUUUCAUGACAUCGACGAGCACAAAUAAGAUACAUUAAAGCAGUGGCAUCUAGCUUGUAGUCCGCGGGCCACGGAUAAUCCGUGACGUUAAUAGACAAAGUCCGGAAAAGAUUUGUUUCAUAUUAUCUUAUAAUCAUAAAGAUCAUAUUAUCAACAGGCAUAUGUAGAAUAAGAUUUAAGCAUAUUUUUUCAAAUAGUUUUGAACCAUGUCUACAAAAUAUUUUUACAAAGCUACGUUUCUCGUGAUCCUGAAAAGGUAGGAGAGCUCUGCACUUAAGAGGCAAGAAACCAACAUGACCGAAGGUAAAAACGAUCAGAACUAAAAACCUAAAUGAUUAAGAGUACAACAGGUAGAACUGCACUAACACUUAACGGGUAGAAAUAUACUUAUUUAGCUACCGGUAAAACAGCCAA